CCUACCCACCCCUCCUGGUUGUCAUAGUGAGGUGGUGUUCCCGGUGGCUGGGAUCCCAGCGGCUGGAGGCUAGAAGCGAGCGCCAUGGAGUACACAGGGAGUAAAUAUAUCGGGGAAUAUGUAGAUGGGAGGAUGGAGGGCAAAGCUGAAUACAUCCUCCCAACUGAAACAAGGUAUGUUGGGGAAAUGAAGGAUGGCAUGUUCCACGGCGAAGGAACCCUGUACUUCCCCAGCGGGAGCCGAUAUGAUGCUGUCUGGGAAAAAGGAUUGGCCAUCAAGGGCAUGUAUACCUUUGCAGAUGGGCUGCAGUAUGACGCUAAGAACUGGCACUACUGUGACGGCUAUGACCGGAGGUUUUACACAGAGAUCUGCUUUGGCUUGAAGCCUUCAGGUAUCUCUCAACUCACCAACAUGGACCCACCUAGAAAAAUCCCUCCAGCCGCCUACGACUGUGGAGAUGGCUUCUACAACCCCAACACGAGGAUAAUCAAGGACUAUAGGAACCGCUUUCUGAGAAAUGCAGAUGAUGAUGAGCAUGAGUGGAUCAUUCGGACCUGUCGGAAGGGCUGGGAUGAGAUCGUGGGUCACAGGCCCAAGCUGUGAGUUCUGCAGCAGCCUCCACUAGAGGCUGCCUUCGCCCUGGGAGGCUGUAACUCUAGAACUUAAAUUUUGACUCAGGAAUAAAGGUUU
This is a messenger RNA of Sciurus carolinensis (gray squirrel), 690 nucleotides long. RefSeq names its product MORN repeat containing 5 (gene Morn5). NCBI's taxonomy places the organism in Eukaryota, Metazoa, Chordata, Mammalia, Rodentia, Sciuridae. The transcript has 5 exons. The record is from RefSeq and is a predicted model, not a curated record. The coding region runs from base 85 to 603 and encodes 172 amino acids.